CAAAAAAAUCAAAUUUUACUAUACUGGAUUUUUCAAAAGAACAAGAAAGCACUGCAAUAAAACCUGAUGAUACGGAAUCCACCGGAACGACUGGAGCUGCAAUAACGGGGUCGAGCACGGCAACUUGGACCAACUUCAUCUCGACAGAUAAGCUUGUGACGAACUCUUAUUUUGAGAAUUGGACUACGAGUACCGACUCCACGAGCGUUGAAAUAACCACAAUUUUACCAUCUACAACUCCUCGUCCUCCCCAAGAAAGCACUAUAAAACCUGACGACACUAAAUCCCCCGGAACGACUAAAACGACAAUAAAGUCGAGCACAACAACUAAGAUGAACUUGGUCUCGACAAAAACGGUUGUGACGAAGUUUGGCAGCUCAGAAUCCGUCACCACUGGUUCAACAACUCCUCGUCCUACCAAAGAAAGCACCGUAAAACCUGACGACACUAAAUCCCCCGGAACGACUAAAACGACAAUGAAGGCGAGCACAACAACUAAGACGGUUUUGGUCUCGACAAAAAUCGUCGUGACGAAGUCUGGCAGCUCAGACACCGUUACCACUGGUUCAACAAAAAUUACAACUUCAUUCUAUAAAACUUGGACUUCGAGUACCAGCUCAAUAAGAAAUGAAGUCACCAAAAUUCCAUCAACUACAACUCGACGUCCUCUCAAAAGGCUCUACAAAUGUUCGGAACUAUCAUGUCUAAAAAAUAAGUCCCUCUUUGACUCUUCCGAAGAGUUAAUAGAUGCGAGAAAAUACGGUUCGUGGAGGGAAAUCUGCGGAGAGCUCUAUCUUUUCGGGAAAUCGAUAGUGACGUGGGAAGAAAACGCAAUGAGGUGCUGCGCCAUUGGGAUGAAACCGAUAGCGUUCGAAACCAGCGCUAAAUUCAGCUGUCUGCAAAAAUUGCUAAAAGUGGAAGUGUGGCAGUACAACUACAACUACUGGACGGCCGCACGUCAGAUUUUUAACAACUACUCGUUCAACUGGUGUCCCUAUGAGACUCACGGCUCGUUCGCCAAUCUCACCUCAAUGUGGGCCGCUAAUUACACAGGAAAAGAUGAUGACGAUUCUUGCGUCCACAUGUCUAUUCCGCGAAAUAAAAACCUGACCGAGAUGACGAUGAAAAACUGUUCAAACCUCUACAUGUUUUCGUGCAAGGGAAUGACGACACCGGCUCCACGUUGUUUCGCUCCCGCCUGCCCUCAGGAUAAAUGCAGCAAAAAUGAUACUUUGUUUUCUGUUGGAGUAGACAAGGUCACCAAAUUUCUUUCAAAACCUACGCAGUAUGGACUCUGGAAAAGCAUGAAUUUCCGUAUUUUCAUGUUUAGUCGUGAAUUCAAAACAUGGGAGGACGCGAGAAGAACCUGUUGCUCCAUAGGAAUGAAGCUUUUGAGCCUGGAUGUCGCUUACAAAUACUCUGUCUUGUCCCAAAUUGCAGGGGAAGAUAGUGCGACUCUCAAUGCGAACUUUUGGACGUCGGGCACGGAAAACGGUUGCCCUGGAGCGUUCGGCUGGUGCGCUGAAAACAAACUGGUCAGGAAUGCGAUGUGGGCCAGAAACGAGCCUCGCAACGGUAGCCACUGCAUCGCAGCGACUGUCAGCAGCACAAACACGACGCUGAUGACUGCAGAUUGCAGACUAGCUCUGCGGUUUAUUUGUGAAGCAAGUACCAGGGACACGAGUAAUUCUACGAGUAAAGGAGAGGCCAUGAAGGACGAGUGUGCAACCAAUUAUAACGUUUCAAUCGGUGAGCAGGACAAUAUUUUCAACAGCUCGUCUUUCAGUGCAAAGAUCAAGUGUUUCUUGAAAUGUUUGGGCGAGACUGGAGGAAUUGUAGUUGAUGGUCGCAUUGUGGAUGAGCAACUGAUUAAACUGGCCGAAAUCUUAUCACCAAAUGACGACGGAAAACUGAUGGAAAAUUUGGGAGCUGUCGACGAGUGCUCCAACUCCAAGGGAAUGAACGAGUGUGACAAGAUAGCCAACGUUUUCCAGUGUGGACAGGAAAAAGCGCCAAACCUUGUGGCGAACGUGAUCAACUCGAUGGAAAUGAACAGCACCGGAGUUGAAAAAUCGCCUCUGCAACCAGUACUGGGAGAAUGCAUUGAAUAUGAAUGCAAAGUUGACUCGAACAGGAGCCAGAGGUUUUUAUAUGAAAGCUCUUUACCGGCAGGAACUAUUCUGACUAUUUGUAACAAGCGUUAUCUCUUGGGAAAUGAUCCUAUGUCGUUCGGAGCUUGCGCAAAGUGGUGUUGCACGUAUGGGCUUCAAAUUCUAUCGAUCGAGACAGUUGAGGAACUGCAGUGCAUUGUCAAUUCACCCCUGGGUGGAAUAGCCCGACCUGCGAAAAUAUGGACAUCAGCAUCGAGGAAAGGAACAAUCACCGGCUUCCGAUGGUGCACGUCCAGAGUGCCGCUAAAUUUUUCAAUGUGGAAAUGGCAGCCAGACAUAGAAAAAAACCCAGAAUAUCCAUUAGUGACUCUGAACCUCUCAAACACGUUGGAAGAUUCAUUUUUUUAUGCAAGCCCUGAUGUCACCUAUCCCGCAUUACCACUUUGCAAACUGCAGCCUUUUGUGUGAACUGGAAUUUAAGCUGCUUGUUUACUUAUUUUUUUGGAAAGGAAAUAAUUUGGUACUUAUUUAAAUAUGUUCUUUUCGGUUGUGUGGUGGAUAAAUAAAAUUUGGGACACACUUUUUUAAUGUUAACCUCCUUCUAACAGUAUAGCAGUGCUUAUAUAUAUUUUUGCAAAAGAAAAAUUAUUUUGAUUGUGAUUUUUUAUCUAAUAUGAGAUUUAUUUAUUUGUUGCUUGGUGCCUAGUUUAAUCUUGUAUGGAACCACAUAAAUUUGAAGAAGACUGGUGGUGGGUUUUGUGGUUGAUUAAUCGAUAGCAACAUUUACUUCAGAACAUGGCCGGAAUAAUUCGUUUGUUUUAAAAGAUGAUAUUCAGACUAAAAAAUAAGUUGCUUUACAUCUCGAAAUUAUAUGAGGCAUGUCAAAAUGUGUUGAUUUUGACGACUCUUUUGAUCCCAUGACCUUUUUGUAUUGACCUAGUGUGAGAAUAAACAA
This is a messenger RNA of Cloeon dipterum, 3066 nucleotides long. RefSeq lists its product as uncharacterized. NCBI's taxonomy places the organism in Eukaryota, Metazoa, Arthropoda, Insecta, Ephemeroptera, Baetidae. The transcript has 22 exons. The record is from RefSeq and is a predicted model, not a curated record. The coding region runs from base 333 to 2579 and encodes 748 amino acids. Gene Ontology annotation, molecular function: odorant binding.